AUGGGAGGACCUAAUGAUGGUUAUUCAAACGUACACAUCCCUGAUGAAAUGUUGUUACCAUCUAAUGGUAAUGACAUAGCCACAAUUGUUGAUAGUAUAUUUCCAUUGUUCAAGGAAGGAGAGAGUAAGACAUAUCUCAGCUGCGAUACUGUGUGUAAAUCUAAUUCAAACAAUGGUAUCCUAGUGGAUAUGCACACUCCAGAAUUCCUAAAUGGCUUAAAAGCGUCCGGCAUACCUAACCAUGCUUUAACUUUAAAGGUGGGAUCUCCGGUUAUGUUAUUGAGAAACAUAGAUCACUCGAUGGGUCUCUGUAAUGGUACAAGACUUAUCAUCACCAGAUUAUCUGAUCAUGUUGUGGAGGCAAAGAUUGUUACAGGGAAUAAUGCAGGCCAAAUUGUCUUGAUACAGAUUGUUACAGGGAAUAAUGCAGGCCAAAUUGUCUUGAUACCAAGGAUGUCAAUGAAUAAUGCAGGCCAAAUUGUCUUGAUACCAAGGAUGUCAAUUACCCCAACUGAUACAAGAUUACCAUUUAAAUUCCAAAGAAGACAAUUUCCUUUGAUGCUAUCAUACGCAAUGACUAUCAACAAAAGUCAAGGGCAAACCUUGACACAUGUAGGCUUACUAUUAAGGAAACCGGUCUUUGUUCAUGGUCAACUCUACGUCGCUGCUUCAAGGAUUAGCAACCCUAAAGGUCUACGAAUUUUGAUAGCAAACGAAGAAUAG
Messenger RNA from Ipomoea triloba (trilobed morning glory), 723 nucleotides. RefSeq names its product ATP-dependent DNA helicase PIF1-like. The transcript has 3 exons. NCBI's taxonomy places the organism in Eukaryota, Viridiplantae, Streptophyta, Magnoliopsida, Solanales, Convolvulaceae. The coding region runs from base 1 to 723 and encodes 240 amino acids. The record is from RefSeq and is a predicted model, not a curated record.